CCUCCCUUGUGCGCUCAGGUUUGCGGACCACGUGAUCCGAGUCACAGCAGUGCCAGGAACUCGGCAGUCGGAGUCUGAUGACGUAAAAACCAGGCGCCGGAAAAGUGUUGUUCGGUUGUAUGUAGAGCGCCUGUGGUUUGCUUCACUUGUUUAUCCACCGGUAAUACACAAUACGUAAGAGGAAGACGGGAAAAUGAUCGAACAGAACAAGAGGAAAGGGAUGGAGCUGGUCGCUGCGGCGGCGGCUAAAAAGCCGAGAACUGAGAUGGUGGCAUCGGGACCUCCAAGAUCAUCCAGUCUCCAAGCACCUAUUAUGCUGUUGUCUGGACACGAGGGGGAAGUUUACUGCUGCAAAUUUCAUCCCAAUGGGCUUACACUGGCUUCGUCAGGAUUCGACAGAUUAAUCCUUCUGUGGAAUGUGUAUGGCGACUGUGACAACUAUGCAACCCUGAAGGGUCAUAGUGGAGCUGUGAUGGAAUUGCAUUACAAUACAGAUGGCAGCUUGCUGUUCUCUGCAUCAACGGACAAAACCGUUGCAAUUUGGGAUUGUGAAACUGGAGAGAGAGUGAAAAGGCUAAAAGGACACACGUCAUUUGUAAAUUCCUGUUAUCCUGCCAGGAGAGGUCCACAGCUCAUCUGUACGGGCAGUGAUGAUGGGACAGUGAAGCUUUGGGACUUCAGGAAAAAGGCAGCAGUGCAGACUUUCCAAAAUACAUAUCAAGUAUUAGCUGUUACCUUCAAUGACACCAGUGACCAGAUUAUCUCAGGAGGCAUAGAUAAUGACAUAAAGGUUUGGGAUCUAAGACAGAACAAGCUGAUGUAUACAAUGAGAGGUCAUUGUGAUUCUGUGACAGGCCUAAGUCUUAGUUCUGAAGGUUCUUACUUGCUCUCGAAUGCAAUGGAUAAUACAGUACGCAUAUGGGAUGUUCGCCCGUUCGCCCCAAAAGAAAGAUGUGUAAAAAUAUUUCAAGGAAAUGUGCAUAAUUUUGAAAAGAAUCUGUUGCGUUGUUCCUGGUCUUCAGAUGGCAGCAAAAUAGCAGCUGGAUCAGCAGACAGGUUUGUGUAUGUUUGGGACACCACAUCCCGCAGGAUUGUAUAUAAGCUUCCAGGCCAUGCAGGCUCUAUCAAUGAAAUUGCUUUCCAUCCUGAAGAGUCCAUUGUUUUAUCUGCUUCCAGUGAUAAAAGACUAUAUAUGGGAGAAAUCCAAUGAUCAAGCAGCAAUUCACAGAUCCAUUUGUUUAGCGUACUGUUCCACUUGUAUAAACUGACCCAGGACUGUUUUAAAAGAGUUCAUUGUUUCUUAUUUGUUUUCAGAUAUUUGCUUAUUAUUAUUUUGUACUUGGAACACUCUCUGUUCUUCCUACAUCAUGAUUCAUCAAGACAUGAUUCUUUGAGCCAUCUACAAGUCAUCGUCCCUAUGUAAAUAGAAAUGCCCAGUUGCUGGGUACUGAUGUCAUUUCUUAGGGUCAACCAAUGCAAAUAGUGUUAACAUAGGUAUCCAACCUUUUUAUUUUAUUUUGUAUGAAAAGCUUUUAAUACAGUUAUGUGAACUGAUA
Molecule: messenger RNA, 1556 nt
Organism: Rana temporaria (common frog)
Lineage: Eukaryota; Metazoa; Chordata; Amphibia; Anura; Ranidae
Gene: SNRNP40
Product: small nuclear ribonucleoprotein U5 subunit 40
Exons: 10
Coding region: 194-1210 (338 amino acids)
Cellular component (GO): catalytic step 2 spliceosome
Molecular function (GO): protein binding; RNA binding
Source: RefSeq, a predicted model, not a curated record